Messenger RNA from Oryzias melastigma (Indian medaka), 9411 nucleotides. RefSeq names its product WNK lysine deficient protein kinase 2 (gene wnk2). The transcript is spliced from 29 exons. Gene Ontology annotation, biological process: intracellular signal transduction; monoatomic ion homeostasis; protein phosphorylation. NCBI's taxonomy places the organism in Eukaryota, Metazoa, Chordata, Actinopteri, Beloniformes, Adrianichthyidae. The record is from RefSeq and is a predicted model, not a curated record. Gene Ontology annotation, molecular function: chloride channel inhibitor activity; potassium channel inhibitor activity; ATP binding. Gene Ontology annotation, cellular component: cytosol; cytoplasm. The coding region runs from base 1275 to 8114 and encodes 2279 amino acids.
UUUUUUCAGUUUUUUUGGCUAAUUUGGCUAACAUUUUAGCUAUAGCUAUCAGCGUUUUCAGAUUUAGCUUUAGCCAUUUCAGCUAUCUACUUCAACGUUUUUAGCUAUUAGCUUCAGCUUUUUUAGUUAGCAUUUUCAGCUAUCAGCACUAGCAUCUUCAGUGGCCACAUUCAGCUUAUUACUUUAGCAUUAUCGCAUGCUAUAUACAUAGUUUUUAAAGUGUUUUAGUAAUUUUUUCUAUGAAAAUUACAGAAAUGAAUUAUUUAAGAUCUGUGUGGCUUUUGGAAAAACUGUAAAUAUUUAAGUUAUUGUUGUGUGAUUGUUACACUUUUUCUGUUAGUCUAACAGACCUCUGUCCCAUCAGAGAAGAAAACAGUUAUGUGGUCCUCAUUAGCAUGAAUGAAGGGAACCUCUGACCAAAAGGAUCUGUCAGGAACCAUGUUUUCAUUAGCGAUAUAAUCCAUGAGGGGAUCAGGUGGGUUUCCGUGCGCGGCGCAUCCCGUUUGGAGGCGCGUCCGUCCACCGUGGAUUCCGCUCUGCGCGUCAUGAUGACAGCAGCGCGCUCGCGCAGCCUCUGUCAGAGGAGGCUGCUUAAAGCGAACCGAGUUAUUGGAUACGUGGUGUUGCUAUGGGCGUGGGUGGUGCCACGAGACUGCUUCCAGAUCCCCAAACCUCUUCCACGGGGAUGAAAUCUAAGAAGACAGCGGUCGGAUCGGCUGGAGGACGCGCCGCGUCAUGAGGGCGCAGUGCGCCGCAUUAAUCUGAUAAGCGCCUCUGCCGCCGCUCUGCAUGCCCCGGGACAGCGCGCCGGACAGGGAAAGUGUGCCGUAAAGCGGACAGUUGGGUGAAAUAAUGCUGAGCUCACGGUUCACCGGGCUGAGGGAGGAUUUCCUCCUGCGGUGGAUUUGAAGAUCCCUGAUCGAUCAGGUGUUUUCGGGGAUUGGCUGCAGCCGUCACUGAUCCGCAGCUCCUGCAAUGUGGAGGCUGUUUCCAUCCCACAGGCUGCUCGAGUGACAUCAAGCGUUUCUGGAGGAGCUGCGUCGCAGGGAGGAGGAGGGCCGGCCGGGCGGCAGCAGUGAUGACCAGCGCCAGAAUCCUGCGAGCGCAACGCGUUGAUUGGACGAGCGGUGACCUAAACAAUCUGGAGGUGUUAGGCCAUACAUCCUGAGCUGGAGAACUGCGUCACUGUUGCAGGUAACUGUCCCCGCGCCGGGACCGGAGCGUGCGCCCUCCGCGCGCAAUGUCACCGGGAAAGGUUUGACUUUCCUCCAGAGAUGAAUGCAGCGGACAACUCCAGCAGAGAUCCGCCUCUGGGAUCCACCUUCUCCUCCGCUCCCAAUCUAGAGUCUGACAUUAAUGCCAAUGCCUACAGGCCCGUGUACGAGAACGGGACGGACCACAAUGUCAACCUCCAGAGCGCAGCGCUGCGGGGGGCCAGUGACCCCAGCUCGUACCCCUCCACCGAGUACCCGGGGCUGGCCCGCCGCAGGUUCAUCCGCCGGAGUUUGUGGGUGUCGGACCAAGACGAGGACACCGCAGACUUCAUCAACAGCAGCCCGGCGCUCAACAUCGACCUGCGCUCCAUCGUGGACAGGAGUCGCUCCCGCGCGCUCCACGGAGCGUGCGUCCUCCUGGAGACCUCCUGCGCCGGGAGCCAGGCGGACCCGAGGGGGAGCGCGGAGAGCGCGAGCGCAGAGAAGGGGGAACCAGACCGCCAGAGCCAGUCCAAGCAGGAGGUGGUGCCCUCAGAUGUUACCGGGAAAGCGGGGAGUGACGAGAAUGAAGAGGAGCCGGGGAUGAAGGCCGUGUCCACCUCCCCCGGAGGACGCUUCCUCAAGUUUGACAUCGAGCUGGGGAGAGGCUCCUUCAAGACCGUCUACAAAGGGCUCGACACCGACACCUGGGUGGAAGUGGCCUGGUGCGAGCUGCAGGAACGAAAACUGUCCAAAGUUGAGCGGCAGAGAUUCAAGGAGGAGGCGGAAAUGCUGAAGGCUCUGCAGCACCCCAACAUCGUUCGCUUUUAUGACUUCUGGGAAUCUCCUCUGAAAGGGAAGAAGUGCAUCGUCCUGGUGACGGAGUUAAUGACCUCAGGGACAUUAAAAACGUAUCUGAAGCGCUUUAAGGUCAUGAAGCCCAAAGUUCUCCGGAGCUGGUGCCGGCAGAUCCUCAAAGGCCUCCACUUCCUUCACACCAGGACCCCCCCGAUCAUCCACAGAGACCUCAAGUGUGACAACAUCUUCAUCACUGGUCCUACGGGCUCGGUCAAAAUUGGAGAUCUGGGCCUGGCAACACUGAAGAGAGCCUCCUUUGCCAAAAGUGUUAUUGGAACCCCGGAGUUCAUGGCCCCAGAGAUGUACGAGGAGCACUACGACGAGGCCGUGGAUGUCUACGCCUUUGGGAUGUGCAUGUUAGAAAUGGCCACCUCCGAGUACCCGUACUCUGAGUGUCAAAAUGCUGCUCAAAUCUACCGCAAAGUUACCAGCGGGGUGAAACCUGCCAGCUAUAGUAAAGUCAGUGACCCAGAAAUUAAGGAAAUAAUUGGGGAGUGCAUCUGUCACCGGUGGGAGGAAAGAUACUCCAUCAAGGACCUCCUAAAUCAUGCCUACUUUGCAGAAGACACGGGUGUGAGAGUGGAGCUAAAUGAAGAAGACGAUGGGAAAAAAUCCACGAUUGCUCUGAAGUUGUGGGUGGAAGAUCCUAAAAAGCUGAAGGGGAAAUACAAAGACACCGGGGCCAUUGAGUUCACCUUUGACUUGGUGAAUGAAGUGGCAGAAGUGGUUGCACAAGAAAUGAUUGAGUCAGGAUUUUUCCUUGAGUGUGACGUGAAGAUUGUUGGGAAGUCCAUCAGAGACCGCGUGGCUCUAAUCAAAUGGAGGAGGGCGCGGACUGUCUCAACAAAUGCCAAUAGUGACGCAGCUGCAAAGAAGAAGAUGCAACCGAAUCUACUGCAGGUUCCCGGCACCGUCAUACCCCCGGGGGUCACAUCCACCAAUGCAGAGUAUGAGGACCAAGAGACGUUGACCUGCACUGUGCCUGUCAUCGUGUCUACCACAUCAGCUGAUAGCGGAAUGACCUCUACCAUGCAAUCGGAGGAACCCAACAAUCAGCUGAAUGGGUCCUACCAGUCGCUUCCAGAACCCCUUUGCGGUGCUCAGAUGGUCUGCAGUCCUGCACAGACCGACCCUCAGCAACACCAGGGGCCCUACCAGCAGCUGACAGCACAGGCAACCCAGGACGGCUACACUCAACCAUCAGCCCAGCUGCACCCAGGAGCUUACCAGCAGUCCACGGGUCAGCUGAAUCCUGGUGCCUUUCCACAACCUUCACCACAACUUCAGCAGGGGCCUUAUCAGUGUCAGUCAAUGGCUUCAGCUCCAACAGCUCCAGCCGCUCCUGCACACCAGAGCAGACAGACAGCACAGAGCUAUCCAGCUGCUGCGCCCGCUCCACAGACGCAGCUCGCUGUCCAGCCCGGCCAGGAGCAGCCCCAUCUCCAGCCAGCUCCUGCUUCAUCCCAGCUGGUAUCUUCUGAGGAGCCUGCAUCAACCCUGAGUCCUCCAGAUACUUCCACCAGUUUCCCACCGUCCGCCUCCAGUGGUCCUCCUCCACUCCUGCCUCUGCAGAUCAACACACAGUUUACUUCACCAUAUCCUCUUUUUCAAACCGAGGCUCACGUGGCCUCUCCCUUCUCCCCAGCCUCUUUGCCAUCCGCCUACAGCACCAGCAACCAUGCUGUGUGUAGCUCCUACUACUCACCUUCACCCCGCCUUCCAUCCCUCCCUCUGACCCCCCACGCCGCCCUCCCAUCUGUGCCUUCUCUCGGCACUCCUCAGACUCCUCAAUACAUGGCAUUCCCCGGUCCACUUCAUGCCAUGGCAAAGUCCCCUGCUGUGCCACAACAGCAGGGUGACCUUCCUACCCCUCAGCAAAACCUCGGUAGCUUCUAUACCGCCCAUUCCACCUUACCUCUCUCUCAGGUGCAAACCACCCCAUUCCCCGCCCCCAUUCCUGAGCAGGAGCUGGCUGACCAGCCUGUCCAGGUUCCUGGUUCUCAGGGGACUCUUAGAGAUGAUCAGCUUUCGGCCCCCGUCUUCCCUGCCGGUCAGACUCCACUCUGGGGAGGUGCAGAUGCAGAAGCGACCACGGUUUCAGCCUCAUUUUCCUCCGCAGUCCCAGCACCAGCUACAAUCCUAGUGGCUCCAACACGACCUCCAGCUCUGACACAAGCACAGCCUCUGAUCCCAGUGUCAGCUCAAGCCGCCACCUUCGCUCAAACCUCACCGCCAGUACAAGCUCUGGCUGAAGCUCAGCCACGAGUGUCUGAAUCCAGCCUCACGAUUGAAUUAACAAUGGUUUCCUCCACAAACGCAGCCACACCUUCCACCGGCAGUAAACCUCAAAUCCCCGCUCCAGCCGCAGUCCCCCCCCCUAGCACUCUCCCGGUGUCGGUCCAGUCUACAGCCCCCAUUACACCUUCGGUCACACCCAAACCGCAGCCUGCUGGCAUCCAGACAGCAGCUCCUCAGUCUGCCGGCCUGGCUAACACUCAGCAAAACACAGAGACAGCUGCCUCCAACAGCUUUCAACAAGACUCCUGUGCAGAGGAUCUACUUCGUGACAAAUCAAUAUCAUUGUCCAGUUAUGCCUAUGACAGUGUUAACUCCGAUGUGGCGUCUGGGAAGGAAACAAGUGACGGCUAUGAAAGCUUGGCAGGCGGGAGUAAAGGGGAUGGAAAGCCAAGAAAACAUCAUCGCAAGUCGGCGCGGACACGUUCAAGGCAGGAAAAGACCAGCAAGCCCAAACUGAGCAUGCUCAAUGUUUGCAACACCGGUGACAAAAUGGUCGAAUGCCAACUGGAAACUCACAACCACAAGAUGGUGACGUUUAAAUUCGAUCUGGACGGAGACGCUCCUGAGGAAAUUGCAACUUACAUGGUAGAAAAUGGCUUCAUCCUGCUGCUGGAGAAGGAGAUUUUCAUUGACCAGCUAAAGGACAUCGUGGACAAAGCGGAAGACAUGCUGCAUGAAGACAGUGAGGGUGAAAAACCCACCGCUUUGAGUUGUAGCCCUCUCCAAAGCCAGAUGUCUGAGGGACUCGCUGGCGAGAAUUAUCAGCCUGGAGCGCCUCAGCCAGUCUAUCAGCAAAAUGUUCUUCAUACAGGAAAGAGGUGGUUUAUAAUUUGUCCUGUGGAGGAGACACCAACCCCCAAUCUGGACACACCUUCUGAUGGGACGGCUACACAAUCGCCUGGGAGCUCUGUGACAACCCAGCCUGCUGACAGCGUCACUGCAAAGCCCGCCACCUCCAGAGAGGAAGGAUCUUCUUCCACCAUGUCUGGAGGAAGUGGAGGCUUUUCCUACGAUAUUUAUGCAUUCUGUAGUCCUCCAAUAACAUCCAAUACAGACCCACUUCUCCUGGCCACUCUGUCUCCUCCUGUGUCUGCACCUCCAACUCUGCUGUCCAUGACGGCCGUGGAUUCUGCAGGGAGCUCAGGACAUCCCAGCUACCACCAGGCCCAGCCGUCCAGAGCUCAGACGUUACCCCCAUCCCCUCCCCACACAACUCUACCUGGAGAACAUUCACAGAGAUCCCCUCUGGACUCCAUCUCGCCUGUCCGUGUGGCUCAGCACAUGCCGGAUUUGACACUUCCUGUUUCCAUCGCUGAUGAAGUGCCCUGCUGCCCGCUCGUCAUGCCCCUGUCUCUGGAUGUGGGUUCUUCCCGGGGAGGUUCUCCUGUCACUCCUCUUCCUCUGCAGGAGCAGAGCUCAGCCAAAGAGCCGGCACCUGUCUGCUACACUCCAGUGGCCCGCAGCGAGCGGCCGCAGCAGCCGGUAGUCCUUCACCAGCCUUUUUCUGCUGUAGGGGGGACAAAAGUGUCAUCGCUCCCCCAGAGCCCUGCGCCGUCCCAACACGGGGCAGGGCCCAGCGAGUCGGACGGCGAGGGAAGGCUCGGCCGUGGAGGCUUCGUCGACAGCACCAUCAAAACUCUGGAUGAAAAACUGAGGAAUCUGCUCUACCAGGAAUACGCCCCCAUGUAUCCUUCAGGAAGCACCGCGGAGACACCGGGGUCCGGGACGGAGUACAUCCAGUCCCCUCCUGGGCCGGACAGCGCCGCGGGAGGGUCCGGAAACAGCACCCCCGGGCCCAUAGGGGAGGGGCGCUACAGGGCAGGAGAACAGCUGCCUCAAAUUCCCGAGCGAAUGGAUAGUUUGAGCACACUUAGCGACUCGGCUGUGUGUGCUUCUCUGUCAAGAAGACACUUUCCUCACUCCGCUUCUUGUUCUGGAACAAGAGAUCGAUUUAAGAUGAUUUCUGUUCCUCCUGAAGUCGCCAACAAGCGUGACGUGAAGCAGAGGAGCUGGAGCAGCGUCACCUCACCGGCCCACCCCCUGGGCUACAGCAGGGAGCCCUUCCAGGCAGAGCCCGCGGCCACUCCCACCACCAUCGGCCGCUUCUCUGUGGUGAGCACAGAAGACGACAUCACACAGAGGACGCGCUGCAGCCGCUACUCUGCGCCCCCCGACUUCUACCUGGACACGCCUCCUUCCAUGACCAAGGGGGAAUUUCUCCCCCGCGCGGUGACCUCAAACUCGGUCCCUGUGGACGUCACCGUCCACGCCCGCUUCCUGUCGUCGGACUCUGGGGCAGAGAGCAGCCCCGCGAAGCUGGCUCCUUCUACGCCGUCACAGCAGCCGCGUUCGGAGCGCAGGGGGAGCGACCUGAUGAGGAGGGCCGUGGCCUUCCUCCGCCGCACCGGUCGCAGCAGCAGCGUGCAGAGUUCAGACUCGCCAAGCAGGCAUGGAGGCAUGCACGGCUCCGCCUACGCCAGCAGCGACAAUGACUCAGAGAUGGAGGAUUCAGACAUAAAGAGGGAAUUACAGAGACUAAGAGAAAAACAUCUGAGAGAGAUCUCAGAGCUGCAGGCACAUCAGAGAGGGGAAGUGGAGCUGCUGUAUCGCAGACUCGGCAAACCUCCUCCCUCAGGUCUUGGUCUCUCACAUGGAGCACCGCCUGCAAACCGAAGAAAGAGGUCCAGCAGGCACAGGCUGAAGCCUGGAAAACUUCUCAGCCCUCUAGUUCAACAGUUUCGAAAUGUCACAACCAAAACCAGCGACUCCAGCAAGUCCAGUGUGGUUCCAGCCGCAGGUGAGCCCACGGUUACUUCAAACGGCUCUCCGGCCAAAGCAGCUUUCUUCAAUCAAAGCAGGCCGCGUUCGUGCACCAGCCACCUCCCCAGCUCAACCUCGGAGCCCGUGCAGACCCAGCAGCCCUGCUCCCUCAAAGGAUCACUGUCCUCUGACAACAUUUACGCGGGACAGCAUGGAGACGGCACGGGAAUGCAAGCUCCGGCUGCACAAGGAUGGUCUAAUUAUCCUCAACCAUCAGAGAGAACCACCUAUAAAUCCAGUAGCAAGCCGCGCGCUAGAUUUCUCAGUGGGCCUGUGUCUUUGUCUAUCUGGUCGACACUGAAGCGUCUGUGUCUUGGGAAAGAGCGAGGCACCAGAUAUGGAGCUUCAGCAUCAGGAGCUUUUAAUCAACCCCAGCAAACGGCCAGUGGUGUCACACCUCCUCCCCAUCAGCCUGUGAUGGGCCUCGCUCAGGCUCAGGCCAACAACAGCAACAACAAAACAGCGACGUAUGGAGGCACGGCCUUCGGUUCCAAUGACAACAAUCUGCCUGAAGACUUGCAACGGCUGAUGGACGACUGGGCCCAGGAGGUUCUGAUCGUUGCCCACCGGCCACGUACCAAUUCUCUGAGUGUUGUUGGACCGCAGUUCAGGGACCCCGUUGUGCCUCAAGCACUUCAUCAGCCUUCUGGUACUUUGGACAUGUCACCAUGGACCUCUCUACAAGCUGAAACCUACAGUGUGCCACAGCCAUGGUCUGACAGCCCGGGGUCUGCAGUGAUGACCAUCCCCUCCCCAGGACCUCACCACAUCUUUCAUCCACAAUCUCUCUCCUCUCCUCUGUCUUUCAACCAGUGGCCUGGCUUCAUCUUUACCGUUCCUUCCGAGGUCUUUACCUUUCCUGAAAUGCCCUUAGGUCAAGAUGCCUCCUGCCCUAACCCAGCCCCGCCGCAUCCUCUAACUGACCCCAAGGCGAGGACUCUUUAGUCUGAAACGUGUCUUCCACUCCAAAAAUCUACUUAUAGCUCCGGUCAGAAUCAUCUGCAUAUAGUGUAUAUAUUUAGCCAGCAUGUACAUAAUUCAUACAUAUUGUAUUAUUAAUAAGGUCAUUUUUGUUAUUGAUUUGUGUCAACAUACCUCAUGCUCAUAAUAUAGGAAAUAAUCUAAUGCUAUGUAUAGUUGAAAAUCUACACUUCUGUUCUUGGUUUAUGGAUGUACAUUACCAGUUAUGAAUGUACAUAAUGUAUCAUUAACUAUUAUGUUUAUUUUGUUCCUCUUUUCCUUCCUUUGUACAUAGAAAGGGAUAUGAGUUUGUAAAUAGCCCUGUGUGUUUGUAACACUAGUUAGUCCAUAGCCCGGUGCUGCAGCUAUGUGUCUUAAAGCAACACCUUAUGAACUACCAUCAUGCCAUCACUGUGAAGACUUGACCUCAUGGUCAUUAGGACCUGUUGCUUUAGUUGGCUCUCUCUUGUCAAUCAAGGAUAGGUUUAAUUCUACUCUGAUGAAAUGCUUCCAGCACAAAUGCUUGAAUUAUCUUUUAAGGAAUUUGAAUGAACUUGAAUUUUAUCUUCCGGCGCAAAGAUGCCCGUGAGAGUGCCUUGAACUGCAGUUUUAGUUAUUUGAACAAAAGCAUUUAGACCUAAAGCAGACACUGGAUGUUCCACAAACAAAACUAUGAGUCCACAACAAGAACCGUUGUGUCAUUUAUCAACAAACUAUGGUUUAAAUGUAUCACUAAAAGACUAAUUCAAAGAUUGUAAAGGACCUUACGCGCUUGGUCUAAGGUUUUUAUAUUGCUCACUAAAGUCAUAUUCGCCUGGAAUUGCACUGCCACCUGCACCACAGCCUGCAUAAAGGUGCAUUCACACCAACAAAUUCGCGUGGCCCGCCCCUCUUUCGUAGCGCGGAGAAUUUGAUGCAAAAAAAGUGUGGGAGGAGCCACCAGCCAAUGUUUUAAGCCUGACAUGGAGCGGUGUCUGUGUAAAUGUCACUUAUAAUGUAUGGAAGUUGAGAGGGUUAAGUUGAGAGAUCAUGUUUAUUUAUUGUGAAUAGUUCUAUAAAAACAUUAGUAAUCGCGUCUUUAUGUCUGGUUUAUGAGAUUAUUCAAAUCAAAUCUUUCCACGUCACCGGGGGCUUCUUUCUCACUCCUGGGACUGUGUCUGGUUGACAGCCGCUUCCACUGUGUUUCUGUGACUCUGUGGUGCAAUCCGAAUUCUUCCCUUCUCCCUUCCCCUUCAUUUAGCCUUCCAAACGGAGAGUUAUGAAAAAGAUGGUGUCUCAUAUU